AUGAAAGCCCUUGCGCGAAGAGGCAUUGGGAUUCAGAAGCGGAAGGCUGAUGUUUUGACGCGUAGCCAGGAGGAAAUACUAUGGGAAAUGGGGAUCCUUGGAGAAGACACGCCGCAAAAACUACCAGCAAAUUGUAGCCCAUUCUACCUACGACCCCUCAAGUACCAGAGACCGGAUGUGUGGUAUUGCGCCUCACCCAUUGGCAGGCAGACGCUAGGAGGGACCGUGCGAAGACUCUGUGGAGCUGCGGGAUUUGAGGGCUACUAUACUAAUCAUUCAUUACGAGCAACCACAGCAACCCGGUUGUAUGAGAGCGGGCUUGAUGAGCAGCUAAUUGCCGAGCGGACGGGUCACAGGUCAUCUGCUAUCCGAGGAUACAAGCGAACAAGCGAGGAAAUGCUGCAGGUUGUCGACGAUGUCGUGCAGGGUAAAGUGUCUAAUAAUGUAGACACCCGUCCUCUCGCACCGAAAUUCUUUGUGGCGUCCUCGUCACCAUCGACGUCCGUGACGGCAAAACGUUUCCAAACGCUUCCCAACAUCGGAGCCGUCUCCACAGCCGGUGGAUCAGCGGAAAGCACCGUUGCCAACGUCUCGAAUGCUCCCAUUAGCUUCACGGUGGAAAGAAGCGGAGCUAAAGUCACAUUCCAAAUGUAAACAUCUGGUUGGAGUGACUGAAUAGAAUAAAGACUGAAAUAACAUC
This is a messenger RNA of Haliotis rubra (blacklip abalone), 700 nucleotides long. RefSeq lists its product as uncharacterized. Gene Ontology annotation, molecular function: DNA binding. Lineage: Eukaryota; Metazoa; Mollusca; Gastropoda; Lepetellida; Haliotidae. The transcript is spliced from 3 exons. The record is from RefSeq and is a predicted model, not a curated record. Bases 1 to 654 code for a protein of 217 amino acids. Gene Ontology annotation, biological process: DNA recombination; DNA integration.